CUAGCCUUUCUCUUCUUCUCUCUCCUCGGGAGCCUUGCCUUGGCCUCGUCCCUCCCACUCCUCCUCCCCACCCCCACCCCCAUUGCUUUUAGGCUAUAUAGAGGGGGAUUGGAUUGGAAAGGGUGCUCUCGGGGAGUUUGAACCCAUCAAAAACCCAUCUUUCUCUUCCCUUUCGCUCGCGACUCUCUCUCUCUUCCCGCCGCCGCCGCCGCCGUCUAGGACCAAAUGCGGCGAGAUCUGCGUCGCGCGUGACGUCGUCGUCCGCCGAAGCCUGCUCUCUUGUGAGUUCUAACCAGGGAGCGCUUGGUCUCGGAUCUCUCCGGUGGUUCAGGUGAAUAUUCGCAGUGGAGCUGGCGGUUCAGGUUCCGAGCUUGGGUUAGGAUGCUUUAUUUCCCCCCUCUUUUUUGCUCCUCGAUCAGUUGGAAUAGUGGAAUAGCUGAUUCUGUUCGGUGCAAUGUUGCUCAAGUGGUUUUGGUAUGCUCUUGGAGUUGGUGAUUCUACUCCUGCCCCCCCCCCUCCCCCCUCAAAAAAAAAAGAUUGGACUUUUUUGUUGCUUGGAUUCGGGGAUCGCAUUUCACUCUCUGAACAUUUUUUGAUGUUUUUCGUGGAGUUUGCAUUUAGGAUUCAGUAAAUAAACUGUUAGAAUAUUUCAACUAUAAGUUGGUAGGAGUUGGGACUGAUUUUCUCCCCUCCCCUUCAAUUUCGAUGUGCUCUCGAGGCCGACAUCUCGGCUCAGAGUCAGAGCUCCAUUCUUUUCGACCCUUGUUUUCAGAACAGUUUUUGGGACUGUCGGCAAGUUUUGUCGCGCUUUCGCAUCCGUAAUUUCAGGUCACUUGUCUUUUCUUGCAUUUUCUUUCAUGUGACCUCACGUUUUCGUCGCCCUCUUUUCCAUUUAUUUUUCCCUGAGAAUGCUUUUAACUGAAAUUGUACUACAAUCAAGGUUUAAUGGAAGGACAGUAAAAGGAAAAGAAAACAAACCUGCUGUGUGUGAGCUGCAGACUCCAAAAGGAUGGAUCAAUAUGAGGUCUUGGAGCAGAUUGGAAAAGGAGCAUUUGGUUCUGCACUGUUGGUGAGGCACAAGAUGGAGAAGAAGAAGUACGUGCUCAAGAAGAUACGGCUUGCGCGGCAAACUGAUCGAACUCGCCGGUCUGCCCACCAGGAGAUGCAGCUUAUUGCGACGGUGAGGAAUCCGUUCAUCGUGGAAUACAAAGAUUCAUGGGUAGAAAAGGGUUGCUACGUUUGCAUUGUUAUAGGUUAUUGUCAGGGAGGAGACAUGGCUGAGACUAUCAAAAGAGCCAAUGGUAACCAUUUUUCUGAGGAGAAAAUUUGCAAGUGGCUUGUGCAACUUCUCAUGGCUCUUGAUUAUUUGCAUGCAAAUCACAUUCUUCAUCGAGAUGUGAAGUGCUCCAAUAUUUUUAUUGCAAGAGAUCAAAGCAUACGCCUUGGUGACUUUGGGCUUGCAAAAAUAUUGACUUCAGAUGAUCUUGCGUCUUCUGUGGUAGGAACACCAAGUUAUAUGUGCCCAGAACUUCUUGCUGAUAUACCGUAUGGAACCAAGUCCGAUAUUUGGUCUCUAGGAUGUUGCAUAUAUGAAAUGACUGCUCUCAGGCCCGCAUUUAAAGCUUUUGACAUGCAAGCUCUGAUUAGCAAGAUCACAAAGUCGAUAGUAUCACCAUUACCCACGAGAUAUUCUGGUGCCUUUAGGGGACUUAUCAAGAGCAUGCUACGGAAAAGUCCAGAGCGCAGACCAAGUGCUGCAGAACUGCUAAAGCAUCCACAUCUUCAGCCUUAUGUGCUUCAAGUCCAAUUGAAGUCUAGUCCUUGUCGCAACAUAUCUCCAAUUUAUCAAUCUCUGACAGACAAAGUUAAGAAGAUGACAUUUCCCAACGAUAUAACUGAUUCUGUACGAAGAAGGGUGGCAAGAAGAAACUCUUUGGGAAAUGAGAGGACUGUAACAUUUUGCAAACCAUCUCCUGAGCGAAAAUCCAUUAGCUCUACUCGGAGCAUCAAAGAAUAUACAACUACUCAGAGUGUCAAAGAGCUGUCCAUUGACAGCAGUCAAGUUGAUGAGGAGGUUACCAGUAAAGCCAUUAUAGCAAAGACAUCAGGCAUUCUAAGGACUCCCAAGAGUACUCCAGCCAAGACAUUCACAACUAGAAAUCGGCUGGAUCCUCCAAAAACAUCUUAUACCAGAACAAAUCAUGGCGAGCUGCCCUCAAGAACACCUCUAAACAAAAGUGCUCGUACAGCUCGAAGAACAUCCCUCCCGCUGCCAACAUAUGGAACACCUAGCAAUCGCACCAUCAGCAUCCUCGACCAGCUAGACUCCCCAGAUGUCUCUGUCAACGCCCCUCGGAUUGACAGAAUUGCAGAAUUCCCACUAGCUUCAUCCGAGGAUCCCUUGGUCCCCACCAACAAGCUCUCUUCAGCUCAUGGCUCGUGCUCCACACCUCCCUUCAUCAAUCGGUCGAUCACCAAGGACAAGUACACAAUCCAGGUGUUACACACCGAUGGGGACAAUGGAAGUGACUCGUCGGGCCGCAACGCCACCGCCGCCUCAAGCCGGGGAUCCAACGACUCGAGGCUGCAGCGGUUCGACACCUCGUCGUAUCAGCAGCGUGCCGAGGCGCUGGAAGGGCUGCUGGAGUUCAGCGCGCAGCUGCUGCAGCAGGAGAGGUACGAUGAGCUGGGGAUCCUGCUGAAGCCGUUCGGCCCCGAGAUGGCAUCUCCGAGGGAGACUGCCAUCUGGCUCACAAAGAGCUUCAAGGAGACAACAUCAUAGCCUCUCUUUCUCGUUUUGGCAUCGGUAUGAUUGUCAGUUUUGUAAUGCAAUGCGUUUAGGUAGUUAAUACGAUUUUAGGACUGAAGUUUAAGCUGCCGGGAGGCAACACCACCUCAGUGUUGCUGUUGCCCUAACUCAAGUUUUCAUCCUCUAGCCAGUUUCCGAUUUCCAUAUAGGAAAUUCAGCAAUCAGUAGUAGUAUUAGAAUUGCAAGCUGAACCCAGGAUCUGGCAAAGAUCUUGAACAUUGUACUCUAAUCAUGUGUCACUUGCAAUCAUGUAGUACUAAAUUGGAGGUUUGGAGAUCCAGUUGGCUGGGUCUCCCCCAUCUUGGGCAAAGGUUGAAGAAUCCUAGAAACAUUCUUGGAAGACAGAGGAGACUCAACUCUAGAAACAUUCUGCGAAGGAAAAACCUCAAAAUUGAGGGUGAUGAUUUCAAUUUUGUUCCUUGCAAUCAAAACACAUAGGGGGCUACAUAUCAUCUGUUUUUUAAUGUACUUUUAGUACAAGAUGCUGCUCAUCGGUUGGAAUAACCUGGAGUCUUUCGGUCGAUUUCUUCAAAAUGAUUUGAGGAAGCGGCUCAAGGUUUUCAACAUCCUUUCUUCAUAGAAGUCUUGCCAUUGCCUCCUGGGAGAUCUGGAAGCAAAGAAACUCGAAUAUCUUUCGGCGAUCCACUCCUACUUAUAAUAACCGGAAGAACAACUUCAUAGACACCGUGCACUUGCAGCUGCACAGAAUGAAAGGCGCCUCUCUCUUUGUGAAUUAAUUCCUUUGUAUAGUCUAUUUCUCUUUUUAGGCUCCUUCCUCGGCCUCCGUCCCUUCGUCGACAGCGCGCCUAGCCUUAGGGGCUUGUGUAGUGCAUUUGUUGCUAUUGUGACCUUGUUUUUCUAAUAAACUUUUUUCUUUUAAAAAAAGGUUGAAGAAUCCUAUGCUUUGGAUACCCAGAUUC
Phragmites australis (common reed) is the source of this 3729-nucleotide messenger RNA. Its product is annotated as serine/threonine-protein kinase Nek2. The transcript is spliced from 15 exons. The record is from RefSeq and is a predicted model, not a curated record. Gene Ontology annotation, biological process: protein phosphorylation. Gene Ontology annotation, molecular function: ATP binding; protein kinase activity. Lineage: Eukaryota; Viridiplantae; Streptophyta; Magnoliopsida; Poales; Poaceae. The coding region runs from base 1010 to 2782 and encodes 590 amino acids.